This is a messenger RNA of Ctenopharyngodon idella (grass carp), 3523 nucleotides long. RefSeq names its product NACHT, LRR and PYD domains-containing protein 1 homolog. The record is from RefSeq and is a predicted model, not a curated record. The coding region runs from base 137 to 2647 and encodes 836 amino acids. Lineage: Eukaryota; Metazoa; Chordata; Actinopteri; Cypriniformes; Xenocyprididae. The transcript is spliced from 12 exons. Gene Ontology annotation, cellular component: cytoplasm.
GUCAACUUCAGUUACAGAAAUGCAGUAGUAGAGGACAAACCUUUAGCACUGAUAUUAGUGGUUUUAUUUAAAAAAAGAGAUCAAACAUAAACCAAAUUACCAGGACCUGCAGAACUCCAUUUUACAGAAGAUCAGAAUGAGCUCGGACCCUCGUGACAAGUUUCGCAGUAACAAAAAACAUUCCAGAUCUCCCGCUGGUCCAAAUGUCAGCGCUGCAGCUCGGAGUGGAGGCCAUGUUACAGCACCUGUACUCGCUAACAAUACGAUAACAGGCAAUGUUCACAUCAUACAUAAUGCACCUGGUGCUGCUGGGUAUCACACACACUCUGAGAAAACUCAAACCUCAGAAAUCAAACCAGUGAUUCACAAAUAUAAGAAGCUGAUCUGCAGUGAGUAUCAGUAUGUGAGCGAGUAUAACUCACUGCCUGGUGAAGCGGUGCUGCUGUCUGAGCGCUUCACACAACCUCUGAUCAUUCCGAAAUACAGAGAUCAGAAAGAGAGAGAAGAAGAGAUCUGCUCCAGCUUCAGCUCCAGGAGCAGUGAUGGAUCUGUCCAUCUGAACUCUCUGUUCGAUCCAGAUAGUCGCAGAAUCAAUCCUAGAGCUGUUAUACUGCAGGGGAAUUCUGGGAAUGGGAAAUCCUUCACUGUGCAGAAGAUCAUGAUGGACUGGGCAUCUGAUGACCUCUACAAAGGGCGGUUUAAUAUUGUCUUCCACUUAAAGUGUAAAGAAAUAAAUCGCUUGUCUGGAAAAAAGAGUUUAGUGGAGAUCUUGAGCUACAGCUGCAGUUUAAAAUCAGAUCAGAUCUCACAGAUUUUACAGCAGACGCCAGAGAAGGUGCUUUUCAUCAUUGACGGAUUUGAUGAGCUGAGACUCACCCAGGACGGAUAUCCCGAGUCACCACACACCGAUCUGCGUAAAAGAGCCCCAGCUGAGGUCAUUCUCUGUGCUUUGUUGAGGGGUCGAAUCCUGCCAGAGUCCUUCCUGCUGGUCACCACCAGAUCUACAGCUACAGACACACUGAGCAGACUGCUCAAAGGACCUCAGGGAUUCACAGAGAUUAUGGGGUUUUCAAAAAAGGGGGUCAAGGAGUACUUCCAGAGAUUCUUCCGGAAUGAGGAAUUCUUCAGGAAAGCUUAUGAAUAUGUGGAGGCAAAUGAAACCCUCAUCACCGCCUGCUCCAUCCCUGUUAUCUGCUGGAUCAUCUGCACUGUUAUGCGAGAGAGAUUCAGUGACGGCUCAGGUUUAACAAGCGGACUUGAAACCACCACCUCCAUCUACGUUGACUUUGUGUCCACUCUACUGGAGCAUCACUGCCAGGGUCUGAGUCAGUCCGUCCCGACCCUGCUGAGGAGUCUGGGUCAGAUGGCAGAGAAAGGGAUGCUGGAAAAGCAAGUCUUGUUGGAUGAGAAGACUGUUUAUGAAAUGGUUUCAGACCCUGCUGGCAGUCCAUUCCUGAGUAAGUUCCUCUUUAAGAGAAGAAUCCGCCAGGAGAUGAUGUUCAGUUUCAUGCAUCUCAGCUUUCAGGAGUUUUUCACGGCUCUGUACUACGUCUCACUGGAUGAAAAUGAGUUUAAGGAGAAAUUCACAAAGGUGUGUUUGAAGGGACGAUUUGGAGCUGUAGUGAAGUUUCUUUUUGGUCUAAUGAAUGAGGAUGUUAGGCACACGCUUAAGAGCAAACAUGGUGUGUUUGCUUGUCCGAACACACAGAACAUUCUGAAAGAAUGGCUCUUCGAAUACAGUCAUUCUCUCGACACUCUUCAUCAUCUCUUUGAGCUCCACGAAGAAAGUUUUGUGAAAGAAGUUCUGAAUGAGAAGAACAGUGUUUCUGUUCGGUAUACACGUCUAAGAAGAACAGACUGCUGGGCCCUGCUGUACUGCGGUCAGUGCUGUCAGAGCAUAAAAGAAUUGAGUCUCCAUGGAUGCGAUUUAACACCUGAAAAAUUGGCUAUGAUUCUGCCGGUGCUCCACAAGUUUGAGAAAGUAGAGUUGACUCCAGAAUCACAUUCUGAUUUGGUUGUUGUAAUUCAUGCUGUCUUGAGGAGACGGACACUGAGCUCACAGAGAGUUGAAAUUGAGGCACCCAUGUUUAUCCGUGAAGGUCCCAGAGGAGAGGUUGAUAAAUGUACCAACUAUAGUACAUCAGUUGAUUUGUCAAUCAGCGAAGAACUGUCCAGCAUCCAUAUACAUACAAACAGAACCGUUAUGCCUGAAUUCACCCUCACGUUUCUACAAUCCAGUAUAAUUAACUUUGACUGGACAAACAUCUUUCGAGAAAUUCAAACUUGGACAGAAAUUAAAGACUGGACCGAAGAUAUGCCACUGCUCUCCCUCCAAUCUUUGCCUGGAUUGAAAAAGAUGGAACUGAGUGUGUACAAUCUGACUAAGCAUUGCAUUAGUCAAAUCAUCUCUCUCAGUGAAAACUGCCCGAGUCUGAGUGAACUCAGGAUAAAUUGUGAGCAUGUUCCAGAGGAUGGACUCGAGGCUUUGCAGAAGUCACACUCAAGGCCAGACUGUGCACUGACAUUUCAAUGCAUGCCUAACUUCAUCCAACGUGGGACAAUUUAUCGGAAAAUGUAUCUGAAUGCAGAGGGCUUUUCUAUGGAGGCCUGGCAACCGGGGACUGUAAGAUCCUUGUUUCCAAAUUAAGCUACAGAAUGAAAACUAGGAGUGAACUAGACGACUGUCCUCAGACCUGUGGAUGGAGAUUUGGAGCGUCAUUCUCUUUUCACUAAAGCAAUGUAAAUAUUAUGUAUGCAUGUCUUAACUUUGUUUUGACAGUAGAACAUUUAAUGUGCAUAACUUAUAUCAUGUAAAAAAAUAAUAUGAUACUUGAUUUUAUGCACCUGUACCCAGCGUGGUUUUGUUUGUGUACACUUUUUUAUAUAUAAUUCUGAGGAUGUCUACCACAAGCAUAUUAAGUGUAAAACAUAAAUGUAUAAUCUCAUUAAGCAAUAGUAUUUAUGUGCAUAAAGUAUGUUUCAUAAUUGACAGUAACAACAGAUCAAUUUCUUUUGAUGUUUAAUUAUGCGUUAAAGAUUGCUUAAUACUUAAAUCACAUUUAAUCUGUUGAUUUGAUUCAGAAUUAUUAUUUGCCCUUAGAAGGUACAGUAUCGUACAGACAAGUGACAAUGACGUCAUGAGGGCGUGGAAACCGUUUAUUUGUGUGUUAAAGAUAAAGAAUUGUAAAGUCAGAAUGUUUUAAGUUGAGAAGGAGAAGGAAAGUAGAGAAGUGUUCAAACAUUUAUUAGUUUACAAAUAAUGUGUUAUGAAUGCAAGUAUGAUUUAGGAUUGCUGUAUUUUAAGUUGCCUAGAAAUUUGACUUUCGUAGACAAUUUGCUUUCUAACAUUUCUAGAUGAAAAGACAUUAUGGAAGCUUAUGUGAUGAUUUAAGUUUAUCCCUAAAGAGGUCAUGAACUGCAUUGUUUUAUUGUUUUAUAAUGUUUCCUGGGGUGCACUUAUAAUGUUAGUAUGAUUUUUACGUCAAAAAUCAUCAUAAUUUAGAAAUAAAAGGCAUUUUUCCUA